AUGGUAAGUGCUUCCGUCGCUUGGCCCUGUGGUUCAAUGUCUGCUGACAUUAACUCUAUUAAAAGGUUCUUUGUAAAUCUGCGUACUGGCAAGUCCCAAUGGGAAUCCCCUCAAGGACCGGCACAAGAGGAGCUGCAUGCACCGCCUAGCGAAGCACCUCCCUCAUACGAAGAGUCCGGGCCUGCGAACCCGUCUGCAGUACAUGGUGCAAACGAGAAGAAAAACCUGGGUUCUAAUAAUCCCUAUAACCAGGCCGGCGCCAGAAGCAGUUCUCUGGACAGCGAUGCCCGGCUAGCUGCCCAGUUACAGGCUGAGGAAGAUGCCCGCGCUCGUGACAGUAGAAGCCCGAGACAGCAAGCACAGCCUGGGGCUGCAGCAGAUUACUAUACAGAAGCCUCGCGACCGCAGUCAGUUGGAUACCAGUCGUCCUCCACCCCCCCACAACAUAUAACCGGUCCAGAGCAGAAGAGGAGCAAAGGCUUUCUGAGCAAGUUGAUGGGAAAAUCAUCAAGUGGUAGUGCUGCGAAUCAUGGAAGGCCAUCUUCGCAGCCGUCACAACCAUACGGGUAUCCUCCAGGCGGAUACGGUGGUUAUCCUCAACAACCCACAGGGUAUGGCUAUCCUUCCUAUCCAGCCCAACCUGGUUAUUAUCCUACAGCAGCACAACCAGUGCGACGUCAUGGUGGCGGUAUGGGAACUGCGGGCGCUGCAGCUUUAGGUGUAGGUGGUGGUUUGAUCGGGGGUGCUUUGUUGGCAGAAGCUUUGGACGACCAUCAUGACUAUGAUGAUUACGGCUCAGGCGGUUAUGAUGACUUUGACGGUGGCGACUUCGGCGAUUUUUAA
Messenger RNA from Aspergillus oryzae RIB40, 843 nucleotides. RefSeq lists its product as uncharacterized. Bases 1 to 843 code for a protein of 280 amino acids. The record is from RefSeq and is a predicted model, not a curated record. The transcript has a single exon. Lineage: Eukaryota; Fungi; Ascomycota; Eurotiomycetes; Eurotiales; Aspergillaceae.